AUGGAGUCCAAAACAGCAACCCAAUCUGUCCGCGACAACAACCAACGAGCGCGCGAGGCACUCCCUUUCAGUGACCAGACUGAUUUCCAGAACGCAACAAAGGGCUACAUUGGCAAAUGCAAGCCAAAUAUCAUUAACAAUGCCGCUGGUGACGUGGUCUGGGAUAAUGAUGCCUACAACUUUCUCCAACUUGAUGAUGCCCCCGACACUGUGAAUCCCAGUCUGUGGCGACAGGCAAAGCUCUGCCAACUGGACGGUCUAUUCCAAGUCACAGACGGGAUUUACCAAGUCCGCGGUCUGGACCUUUCCAACACGACAUUUAUCGAAGGCGACGAGGGCCUCAUCAUCAUUGACGUAUUGACGUGUGUAGAGACGGCAGCUGCAGCGCUGAAAUUGUACCGGGAGCAUCGCGGCAAGGACAGACAAAUCAAGGCAAUCAUUUAUACGCACUGCCAUGCAGAUCACUUCGGCGGAGUAAAAGGCUUCGUCACAGAAGAGGAAGUGCAACAAAAUGACAUCAAAAUCAUGGCGCCAGAGGGAUUCCUGGAGCACGCAAUUGCAGAAAAUGUGUUUGCGGGAACCGCCAUGAGCCGCCGAGCAUCGUACAUGUACGGCGCGGCGCUACCUCGCGGUCCAAAGGGCCAGGUUAGCGCUGGUUUGGGUCAGAGUGUUCCAACUGGUACAGUGACGCUCAUUGCGCCGAAUGAUGAUAUCAAGACCACCGGGGAGGAGAGGGUGGUUGACGGUGUGAAGAUGGUCUUCCAAAUGGCGCCUGAUACCGAAGCACCCGCCGAGAUGCUCAUCUACUUUCCGCAGUUCAAGGCGCUUUGCGCGGCAGAAGACGCAACGCAUACGUUUCACAAUAUUCUGACGCUACGAGGAGCCGUGGUCCGAGACUCGCAUAACUGGAGCAAGUACAUCACCGAGACGAUUGACUUGUUCGGACACAAAUCCGAUGUGGUGUUUGCUUCCCACCACUGGCCAACCUGGGGGACGCAGAAUGUUGUUGAUUUCCUGAGCACUCAACGGGAUUUAUACGCCUACGUGCACGACCAGACCCUCCGGUUCCUGAACAAGGGCUACACAGGUCCUGAAAUUGCGGAAAUGAUAACCCUCCCGCCUGCUCUUGAGGAGGCAUGGAGUGCUCGCGGUUACUACGGCUCACUGAGCCAUAAUGUCAAGGCCAUUUAUCAGCGCUACAUGGGCUGGUUCGACGGCAAUCCCGCCCAUCUAUGGGAACACCCACCAGUUGAACGGGCAAAGCGCUAUGUGAGACUCGCAGGCGGCGCAGACCAAGUCGUGUUCCACGCAAGAGAAGCCUUUGAGAAAGGUGAUUUCCGCUGGGCAGCAGAGAUAUUGAACCACGUCGUGUUUGCGGACGCCAACAACGCCACGGCCAAAGCACUACUAGCAGAUACGUACGAGCAACUGGGUUACGGGGCUGAGAAUGGAACCUGGCGAAAUUUCUACAUUUCCGGUGCCGUGGAAUUGCGCAGCGGCAAAUUUGGCGCCCCGACGACAACGGCAUCCAAGGACAUCGCCGGUCAACUUACGCCAGAGAUGUUGUUCGAUUCCCUGGCCAUUAAAAUUGACGGUCCAAAGGCAUGGGGGGAGAAACUGGCCAUUGAUGUUGUCUUGGGGGAUGUUGACAUGCGGUAUAGGCUGUGGCUGUCGAAUGGGGUGUUGCUUUAUACGACGGCGAGGCAGGAUGGCGGAGCGGAUGUUACGAUUUCGGGGAACAAGAGGCAGCUUUGUGCGUUGGCGGUUCUUGGACUUGAUCCUGGAGCUCUGAGGAGGGUUGGCUUGGAGAUUGACGGGGAUGAUGCUGUGCUGGGGAGGUUGGGGAGGUUGCUCGAUAUGGGGGAUGCUAAUUUUAACAUGGUUACGCCGUAG
Molecule: messenger RNA, 1893 nt
Organism: Pochonia chlamydosporia 170
Lineage: Eukaryota; Fungi; Ascomycota; Sordariomycetes; Hypocreales; Clavicipitaceae
Product: beta-lactamase domain-containing protein
Exons: 1
Coding region: 1-1893 (630 amino acids)
Biological process (GO): dodecyl sulfate metabolic process
Molecular function (GO): linear primary-alkylsulfatase activity; protein dimerization activity
Source: RefSeq, a predicted model, not a curated record